Messenger RNA from Haliotis rubra (blacklip abalone), 2350 nucleotides. RefSeq names its product non-symbiotic hemoglobin 1-like. The transcript is spliced from 3 exons. Gene Ontology annotation, molecular function: oxygen binding; heme binding. NCBI's taxonomy places the organism in Eukaryota, Metazoa, Mollusca, Gastropoda, Lepetellida, Haliotidae. Bases 325 to 930 code for a protein of 201 amino acids. The record is from RefSeq and is a predicted model, not a curated record.
UGUAAGAUCAAAUCCGUACGUGAAGGAUUUAUCAAUUCUGAACCACUGGUGAUCCGAUAAUGAGGCGGGACCAGUGCCUGGCUGGCAGCGGAAGACCGGACGUGACGUAGCAGCAUGUGUGUAUAAAGCAUGCUCCGUUUGCAAUUACUGUUUGUGUGUUUAGAAGUUGUCACUGGUGGAUAUCUCUUCGUGAAAUAGUAUCGUCUCGUUCCCAACAUUGAUUGGUGAUCCUACAGCGGGCGUUUCCAGAAAGCAGCGCCAUGUGAACAGUUCGUUGUUGCCUUGAUUUCUGUCUCACGUGUAAGCUCGUUAUCAUUUAUAGCUAUGGGACUUCACCACUCAAAGAAAAGCAGGAACAAACGGGCCUCUUCUGCAGAUGGGAAGGGAAAAGGGAAAGGGAAGAAGUAUCUUCCCACAAAUGGACACACGUGUAAUGGACAUAUUGUGGCACCUGCCAGAGAUCCCCUCGAGCAUGCACCAAAAAUCACAGAACCACAGAAGGCUAUGGUGCUGGAAUCGUGGCAGAUUAUUCAAGAGGAUAUCAGUAAAGUUGGGGUCGUAAUGUUUAUGAAACUGUUCGAGACGCAUCCGGAUGUACAGGACGUGUUCUAUCCGUUCAAGGGUCAGAGCUCAGAGGACCUCAAGUACAGCUCCCAGCUCAAGUCCCACGCUCUGCGCGUCAUGGGCACUGUGGAAAAAUGCCUAGCUAGGAUCAACGACCCUAAGAAGCUGGUGGAGCUUCUCCACGAUCUCGGUGCCCGACACGUCAUGUACAAUGCUAGAGUGGAUUACAUUGACCUAAUCGGUCCUCAGUUUAUUUGGGCCAUUCAGCCAGUAGUUGGAGACAAGUGGAACCCGGAGCUAGAGCAGGCAUGGUCGGAUGUCUUCAAGUUCAUCAGUCAUAUCAUGAAGGAAGCAAUGACAUUCUAGAUUACGAGGUGGGAGAGACAGCAGGCUAAAGACACGGGACUCUCAAAUAAUUGAUGCAGACACUUGCGAUCACCGUGAAAUUGGUGACAGUUUUGAAAGAUCAAAGAUUACAGAUCAAAGAUUUUCAUGUUGAAUUAAACAUAAGCAGUGCUGACUGAAAUAUAUCUUGGGUAAAUUGUACAUAAAUAUAAAACACCAUGGUAUUUCGGCUGAUUUGCGCAUUGCUGACCAAACCCAUUCAAUCAUCCUACAUGCAAUGUUUACAGAUGGCUACAUACGAUAUAAAGAUUGCUUGUGGGAUUAGCUUACAGAGACGGUGUCUCCGACAAUCAGCCGAGAUGAUCAUCUGGUGAGCAGGCAUUCAGAGGCCAGGCAGAACUUGCCGUUGGACAUUUGGCAAUGACAGAAAGCCAUUUGUGCCUGUUGGUUUAUGGGGAGACUUCAAAGGAACGGUCUUUUGAAUGAAGCCUCUUAACGCCAACGAUUAUGUAUUAGGAUGAGAAGAUCUCUCGCGCCUUUGAUAGGGAAAUUGUUCCCGUAAAGACCGCUCCGUCUCUACUUAACUGUCCAUACACAGCCUGAGGAUGAUAACGGGAAAGGCAAGACGACGUUAUUAGUGAAGCGAUGGUUCUUCAGUAUGGGUUCCCUCUUCGUCAGCGAUGAUGUGAACUGGACAAACUGGGGUCGAUCUUCACUAAGGAGAUGGGUUUAGGCUAUGUUUAGCAUAUAUGUUCUUUGUCUUUAACUUUUUGUUUUGUUUAUAGGUCUUCUGAUGGUUCCAUGUGACAAUCUUGCUGCAUAACAGUUUAGGAGUUGCCCCUUGCCAGCACACGUUCUAUGAAUAUAUGCACCAUACACCAAUUACGAGAAUAGGUUGUCGUGGUAUAAGAGACAAUGGAUUGAUCAUCAGUGGUUUAGCAUAGCAAUGAUCAAUAAAUCUAUCAUUUCUUUUAUCUUCAAGGAAACCAUUUAGCAUUCAGACUUUUAUCACUGAAUGGUUUGUCUCUUCUUGGCUUAUUUUACAUAUCCGUUUAUACAGUAGACUGAGUUAUUACCUCAUUGCGAAACACACAAGUCUAACUGUUGGUCUGAAAAUGGUAAUUUGUAAGUUGGUUUAGAGUUGUUUACCUGAUCAUAUCACUCACACGGAAAACAGAUCCGUGAGUUUAGUGUUUCUUGUAACCAGUCUCAAAAUAUCAGGGAAGCACUAACGUCAUAUGAUUAACAAUUAAUAGACUUUAUAUUGCAUAUGGCCAAGUCAAGGUUUGUGUUUAUUUGUUUGUCAGUUACACGCUGUUAUUUGUCCUAUUUUGUGUUCAUGUUUGUAUCCGACACGUAAUUCUAUUGUGAUUGUCGGUGUGACAUUGUUAGUACAGCAAUAAAAUGAAGGCAAUCACUUUAUACACGCUCUGUGCUAAAA